Molecule: messenger RNA, 2727 nt
Organism: Hemiscyllium ocellatum (epaulette shark)
Lineage: Eukaryota; Metazoa; Chordata; Chondrichthyes; Orectolobiformes; Hemiscylliidae
Product: delphilin-like
Exons: 18
Coding region: 1-2727 (908 amino acids)
Molecular function (GO): protein binding
Source: RefSeq, a predicted model, not a curated record
AUGUUUGUCAGGAUUUUUAUUCCAAAGAAGCACCGGCAGCGGUUCGAUGAGGUGGUUUCACAGAGUCUUAUCAGCAAGAUUCGCAGCAGCAAGAACAGGAUUGACAGCAGCAGCCGGCUACGUAGAAGCAGGAGCGAAGACCACCAGGAACGCCUGCUUGUCUCCACCCGUGCCAGCUCAACUCCUCGGAAUCCGGAGGAACCAGGGCAGAGCAUCCGAAAGACAGGCUCUAUCUUAGGAGGAAGCGUGAGGGCAGGAACCUCCCGCAGAACGAUCCGAGUGUACAAAGGCCACAAAAGCUUUGGCUUUACCCUGCGAGGCCAUGGCCCUGUAUGGCUUGAGUCCGUUAUCCCUGGAAGUCCUGCUGAAAAAUCCGGAUUGAAGGCAGGUGAUCGAAUUUUGUUUCUCAAUGGGCUGGAUAUGAGAAACUGCUCCCAUGAGAAGGUGGUGGCAAUGUUACAGGGCAGUGGAGCAAUGCCCACGCUUGUGGUGGAAGAUGGACCUUUUAAUUACCCCCUUGGUAACAAUCUCAGUGACCCAGAGCCAGACCCUGCGGAAUCGUCCACAUACUCCUCAUCACUGACAUCUCUACAGUGGGUGUCUGAAAUCCUGCCACCCAGUAUAAAGGUUCAAGGAAGAACCUUCACCCAGCAACUGGAGCACCUCCUAACACCCAAUGAGCGGUACAGUGUCUGUAAGGCACUUGAGGGCUUCUUCCAGCACAGGAACAUUGAUACUUUGAUUGUUGACAUCUACCCUGUAUUGGAUACGCCUGCAAAGCAGGUAAUCUGGCAGUUCAUCUACCAGCUACUGACAUAUGAGGAGCAGGAACACUGUCAUCAGAAGAUUGCCAGAUUCCUGGGAUACAAGGCAGCUGCAGGCAGUAAAAAGUUGGGGAUGUCUCUGUCAUGGCAGACAGAGCCUCAUCCCAUGCACUCCUGUCGUUGUCAAGCUCCUAAUGAUCCCUCCCCGACUAAUUCGGACCCACACCCCUAUGUCAGCCUAGACGGCAGCCCUAGCCCCUCACCCCAGAACGUGGAAGUCAUGAACAGUCCCCCACACCGUCGCAAGAAGCUCUUCACCUUCUCCCGCCCUCCUCGCAGCCGUGAUACAGACCGAUUUCUGGAUGCCCUGAGUGAGCAGCUAGGACAGAAGGUGACCAUCAUGGACGAGUUCAUGAACCCAGAGAACGAUUAUGAAGAAAUGACCUUUCCAGAGGAGCAAGGAAUCUAUAGCAUAAAUGACCCAAGCAGCCCCAGUGAAUAUGCCAGUAGCAGUGACGAUGGAAGCUCCUUAACGUAUUCAUCAUGUUCGGAUCCUAUCCCACCUCCUCCUCAAAGUCCCCCUCCUCCACCACCCAUACAGUUCAAUGACCCAAAACCUGCCGCCUUAAUCUCUGAGUUGAAAAGGGUCAUCCCACCUCCACCUCCAUUACCUCCACCCCCCUCUUACUCCUCUAGCCACCAUCAGUCUAUUCCUCUCCCACCCCCUCCUCCUCCUCCUCCAUUACCACCCUCGUCUGGUCCCCCUCCACUGCACCGUGGCUUUCACCGUAGAAGUGAAUCCAGUCACAUGAGUGUGAAGAGGCUGCGAUGGGAACAAGUGGAGAAUUCUGAAGGCACCAUUUGGGGUCAGUUUGGAGAGGACUCGGAUUAUGACAAGCUGAGCGAUAUGGUCAAGUAUCUAGAUCUGGAGCUGCACUUUGGGACCCAGAGACCAAACAAAGCAAGUUUUGCACCUGAAACCUUUAAGAAGAAGGAUGUGGUGGAAAUACUAUCUCGUAAGAAGGCCUACAAUAUAUCUAUUCUCAUCGCCCACCUGAAACUCUCUGCACCAGAGCUCCGCCGGAUCCUUGUGACAAUGGAGAAUGAUCGUCUGGAACCUUCUCAUAUUAAACAAUUGCUGCUGUAUGCUCCUGAUGAGGAAGAGUUGAAGAAUUUCAGGCGGCACAUGGCUGAUCCCAGUAAGCUGAGUGAGCCGGACCAAUUCGCGCUGGAGAUGCUGUCAGUAAAGGAAUAUAAAAUCAGACUGAAGAGCUUGCAUUUCAAGAUCACGUUGCAAGAGAAGACAGAGGAGAUAAAGUCUGGACUGCAGUGUAUCUACAAGGCCUCAGUCGAACUGAAAAGUGGCAAGAAACUGGCAAAGAUUCUUGAGUUUGUUCUUGCAAUGGGAAACUAUCUCAACAAUGGACAGCCUAAGAGCCCCAAAACCACAGGAUUUAAAAUUAAUUUUCUGACAGAGCUUGACACCACAAAGACUGUAGAUGGGAAAUCUACCUUUUUGCACAUUCUUGCCAAAUCAUUGAGCCAACAUUUUCCUGAGCUGCUGGACUUUGCCAAGGAGAUUCCAACUGUGGCCCUUGCUGCAAAAGUUAAUCAGAGAACGAUAACUUCUGAAAUUAAUGACAUCCACACAAUCAGGAAGGACAUACAGACAGUCUGUGAGAACAUGGCAGUCACCGAUGAGGACCGAUUUGCUGCAGUCAUGACCGCAUUUCUUGGAGAUGCCCAGCCUGUUAUUGCUUCCCUCGACUCCCUGCAGAAUCGAGCCAUUGAGGAAUUCCACAAAGUCUCAACGUUUUUUGGGGAAGAUUCAAAGAUGACCACAACUGAAGCUUUUUUUGGGAUAUUUGCAGAAUUUAUCACAAAGUUUGAGAAAGCAUACAGCGAUAUACAGGCCUCUGUGAACCUGCAGAACCUGAAGGUGGUUUCCCCACUUGCCUGGUGA